Molecule: messenger RNA, 1397 nt
Organism: Cimex lectularius (bed bug)
Lineage: Eukaryota; Metazoa; Arthropoda; Insecta; Hemiptera; Cimicidae
Product: cytochrome b561
Exons: 6
Coding region: 245-1090 (281 amino acids)
Molecular function (GO): oxidoreductase activity
Source: RefSeq, a predicted model, not a curated record
AAUAAUUAGGAAAAAAUGCGCGUGGGAAAGUCUUUUUUUGUUUUUUACACAAUUUCUCAAUAACUACGAAUGUUCGGUUUUUGUCCCAGCAGGUUGCAAACCGUGUGUAAUGUAAAUGUACAUCACAACCCCGUUGUAAAGACUGUGACUGUAGAUUUCUUUAUUAUUUUUACAACAUCAACCCCCUUUGUUUUGUUUACACCUUCUUUUUUGAAGAGUUCGUCCGAUCCAGUAAAAGAUAUAAAUGAAAAGAGUUAUGCCAUCAGGUCAAGAAGUAUACUAUGGAGGUGGUGACGUUGCAGACGAAUCCAACUCUGGACGUCAGGGAGCUCGCCCCAACCGCCAAAUGGAAGAAAAUCUCAAAGGCUUCAAUGUUGCAUUUGCAAUCAGCCAGGUCCUUGGAGUGACCUGCGUCGUGCUUGUUGCCACCUGGACAUCCUCUUACAGAAACGGCUUUGGAUGGAGGUCCAACCCGGAUCUCGAAUUUAACUGGCAUCCCCUCUUGAUGACUGUCGGUUUAAUUUACCUUUAUGCAAACUCUAUCAUGAUAUACCGUGCGUUGAGGACAAUGCGAAAACAAAAAUUGAAGAUUUUCCACGCCAUUAUCCACUCGGUUGUCAUACUUUGUGUUCUGUUUGCACAAAUCGCCGUCUUUGAUUCGCACAACUUUCACGUCAAUCCGCAAACUCAAAAGUUGGACCCUAUUCCCAAUUUAUACAGUCUUCACAGUUGGAUUGGAUUGGUUGCUAUUAUUACAUUUAUUCUACAGUGGAUUGGCGGAUUGUUAGUUUUCCUGUGGCCUGGCGCUUCUAUGACAAUAAGAAGUGCUGUUAUGCCUUGGCAUGUUUUUAUCGGGCUUUGUGCUUUUGUCUUAGCCCUUGCAGCAGCCGUCUCUGGUUUGAACGAAAAGGCAAUAUUUUCUUUGAAUAAUUAUGCUGCACUUCCUGGAGAAGGUGUUCUCAUAAAUCUCAUCGGUCUCAUGUUUGUAUUUUUUGGCAUCACAGUUGUUUAUAUCGUAACAGAGUCAAAUUAUAAACGCCACCCACGCCCUGAAGACGGCGCUCUUUUGAAAACAUCACCGUCAGAUUAAAUUUAUGAGAUUUCAUGUAAGAUAGCAACUAUAAACUUGUGCUACAAAUUUGUUAUUUUUUCUCAAAUAGAACAAGGUUUUUUCAUUUUUAUUCAAUAUAAUGAACCUUUCCUAUGAAAGAUAACAUUAUUUGACCAGUUGUAAAAAACAAAUUUAUAUACUCUUAUCAAGAUCAGUUCAUAGGGUAUAUUUUUCAUUAUUCGUCCCAAUCUUAAUGUUGUUAUGUAUGUUUUCGGCUUAUUGGCAUAAUUGUUGACAGUGUUGGUUUAAAUUAAUUACUAUUAUCAGAGCACAAACAAAGCACAAU